AUGAACUUGUUCCAUUACGUAGUUGGACUUAUUCACUACACAAUUUUACCACUCACUAUAGUCUGUGAAUCAAGAGGCAUCGCUAACACCGCAUACGGUCCUAUAUUUUCGACGUCUGAAAUCUCUUCGUGCCAAUGGUUUGGUGUGGCGCUUUUCCUUUUCUGUAAUCGAGAGCAGCACUUAAUCUCUAGAAAUAUUGCUGCACUAAGGAAAGCACCAGAUGGACUAAUUUUCAACUACGCGCAUGGAAUUUGCUAUGGAGGCUGGUUUGACUAUGUAUCAUGCCCUCAUUUCUUCUUUGAAAUUGGUAUAUAUCUUUCACUUUGGAUGGUACUCCCGAGCGCUUAUGCUUACAAGUUUCUUAUGAUAUUCGUCUUAGUCAAUCAAUUAUUCGCUGGCCAAAUUACUCAUCGAUGGUAUCGAAGGACUUUCAAGGCGUAUCCACUCGAUCGAAAGGCGGUAAUCCCGUAUAUUUUAUAG
Messenger RNA from Cooperia oncophora, 480 nucleotides. The record is from the annotation of a GenBank genome assembly. NCBI's taxonomy places the organism in Eukaryota, Metazoa, Nematoda, Chromadorea, Rhabditida, Trichostrongylidae.